This is a messenger RNA of Cyclopterus lumpus (lumpfish), 6021 nucleotides long. It is a transcript of the gene parp14rs1, whose product is annotated as poly(ADP-ribose) polymerase family member 14-related sequence 1. The transcript has 16 exons. Gene Ontology annotation, molecular function: NAD+ poly-ADP-ribosyltransferase activity; transcription corepressor activity. Bases 20 to 5467 code for a protein of 1815 amino acids. Gene Ontology annotation, cellular component: nucleus; cytoplasm. NCBI's taxonomy places the organism in Eukaryota, Metazoa, Chordata, Actinopteri, Perciformes, Cyclopteridae. Gene Ontology annotation, biological process: negative regulation of gene expression. The record is from RefSeq and is a predicted model, not a curated record.
GGGUGUCGGGACAGCGACGAUGGCGGACGCGUACUUGUAUGCUCUGCGCGUCGAGCUCGAAGAAAACAACAAACCGAGACUCAAAAACAAGCUGGUGAAAUACUUCCAGAGCAAGAAGUCCAACGGCGGCGACUGCGAGGUGGAGUACGAGACCGGCAGCCGGACAGCGGUGCUGCGCUUCCGCAGAGAGGAGGACCGACAACAUGUGUUGAGAAAAAAGAUGCACCAGAUAAGUUUGGAGGAAGGCGUGAUGAAGAUGACCGUUCACUUGCCGACAGACGUCACAGCAGCGCAGGAAGCUCGGUCUGAGGAACUUAACACGAGAUCGGAUGUUGCCGUGAUCGACAAGCAGCCGAGCACCGGUGACGCCAUGGUUCAAACAAAGGAGACAGGCAGAGCAGAUGAGACGGCAGACGAACAGCCGUGCUCCACUUCGGCCGUUUUAGGAAAUAUUCCAGAGAACGCAAACAAGGAGUUGUUGGAGAUGCUGGUGGAGAACGUUCUAAAGGAUUUUGACUCUCCAUCUGCCACUCAAAACUUCACUCUGGAAGUCAUUCCUGACAUCUCCUCUGUUGUGGUGACUUUCCAGAAUGGAAAAGUAAACACAGAUUUCGUGCAAGGAUGCCCCCAAAAUAGGACGUUCACGAAGAAGGGACUAUCAGUCCGGCCUCUUGAAGUCACAGAGCAAGUUGUUGUUGAAGACGUACAACAUUUUAGUGACGACCUCUUCCGCCUUUAUUUUGAGAAUGAAGGAGGGGAUGUGGAAAGUGUUGUGCUGAAUGAAAAGGAACAGUCUGUCAUCAUCACCUUUGAAGACUAUACAGCUGUUCAUAAAAUCAUGAAGAAGAAGCAUCGCAUCAAGGGGGAAGAGGUCAUAGUUUAUCCUUUUUAUAAAUCUUUGGGAACGGCCCUCUACGGCAAAGAUACGCCCUCGCUAAAACUCCCUGCGGCUGUCGCUGAGUCCGUUGACGACGCUGUCUGGAGAUACCUAAACGACAAUCAGUCGGCUGCAGAGACCAUUCAUAGCCAAAUGGCAAAAGACUUCUGCAGCGUAAACCUCGAGCAAUCCGGCGUGUACUUGAGCCCGCUAUCUUCACUACUACAGCAAAAAGAGGCCAAAGUCAUUGUCAAAAAAUGGAGAGACACUGUCAAGUCGACCUUUGCACAAGCUCUGUCAAAAUUCAAAUCCCUGAAGCUUCAGCCAGAGUCCGAGGUAUGGGAGGAGUCUGAGGAGAAGAUCAGAGAGACUCUACUGGCCGAGGAUGUGGUAGUAGUGCCUGAUAAAGUCAGUGGCGUCUUAUCAGUGGCCGGUCUCGAGGCCGAUGUCAGCAGACUCGAGCCGACUCUUUACGAAGUCGUUAACAGGAUUGCCAAAAGGGUGCACAGGGAGAAAUCCAGCGUGACCCAAGCGAUACAAAUGGUGCCAUCAAUUUACCACAUCCUAAGUCAAGGCGGUCUUCAGGACAAGCUGCUACAGGUGUACCCAGAGCUCAAAAUAUCGUUUAGGAAAGAAGCAGGGGAUUUGAAAGUAACUGGCUUCAUGGAAGAGAUUUCUGCAGCAAGCAGCGUCAUAUAUAAUGCCAUGAUUGCACUAAAACGGCAGAAUUUAGAAAUGGACAAGUACGUGCUUGACUGGUUGAAGGAGGAUCAACAAGAGGAGCUGACAAAUGAUCUCCUCACAUCCGAGGGAAUAAAUGCAGCAUUUGAGAUCAACGCUCACACGGUGCAGCUCGUUGCUGCUUCCAACGGAGAUCUGAAUGAUGCCGAAAUCCAUCUGAAGAGGCUGCUAAUAUCUCAAAACAUUGACGUUGAAGACCGCAAUGCACUGGCGAAGCCAGAGUGGCAGGACCUGGUCAGUCAGUUCAAGAAUGCCGACAAUAAGUCAUGCAUGAGAAUUAAAAUCCACACCGCUGGCCAACAAGUCGUGGUGUCUGGUCACAAGGACAGUGUCAAAACCGUUAGCAAUGAACUUGAUGACUUCUUAACACAGAAUGCUCAAGUUGAAGAAACGGUUGUGGUCAAGACCAACACCAUAGUGGAAUACAUUGAAAAGCUUGACACAUCUUGGUUGGAGCCGGUGGAAGACAAAGUGGUGGUGUCUUACAGAAAGGAGGCAAUCAGUCUCAGUGGUUCCAGAGGGGAUGUCGCAAAGUGCAAGGACCUGGUUGACAACCUGGUCUCUUCUGUGUUCUUUGACAUGUUUAAAAUCUCCAUGCCUGGAGUGAAGAAGUUAUUCAAAAAUAAAGCAGUUCUGUAUGUUUCCUUACUCUUAAAUGAAACCGGCUGCCUGGUCGAGCUGGUUGAUGGGACUAGUGGUGGACAGGCGUUUUUGGCCAAAAGACAAGCGCCACAGCCUGUGUAUCGGCUUCGGACACCCGAUGGAGUGGAAAUAGCCGUUUCCAAGGCGGAUAUGUGCAGCUACCCAGUGCAUGCCGUUGUCAAUGCCUCUAAUCCGGACUUGAAACAUAAUGGAGGUCUUGCAAGAGCACUUCUAAAUGCUGCCGGACCCCAGUUUCAGGUUGAGUGUGACAAACUAAUUAACUUAAACGGGCAGCUCAAGCCUGGGGACUGUGUCAUAACUGGCGCGGGGGGGCAGCUUUGCUGCCAAAUGGUCAUCCAUGCAGUGGGACCCCAGUUUGAUUCAGACAAUCCCCAGACGCCUCAGGCGCAGUUAAAAAGAGCCGUUAAAGGAAGCUUGGAGCUUGCUGUAAAGCACGGCUGCGUCUCUGUGGCUCUGCCCGCUAUUAGCAGAAACCAAGGCUUUACUCUAAAUUUCUGUGCCGACACCAUAGUCAAGGCAGUGAAGGAACACUGCGAUAAGUACGGAGACAACGUCCUGAAGAAGAUCCAUUUGGUGAACGACGACGACAGUACUGUUCAGGUGAUGGAGGCGGCUGUCAGACAGGAGUUUGGAAAUGGUGGCGUUUCUCCACCAACUCCCCUUACCAGGACCAUCAAGCCUCCCCUUGGAACAUCUGCUGCAUCUGAUCCAAACUGCUUGGGUCAAGUGAACACCAAGGAGGGCUUGGGCAUCACUCUCACUAAAGGAAAUAUCGAGAAUGCAGUGACGGACGUGACUGUCAACACCGUGGCUGAAGAUCUUGCCCUAAACAAAGGGGUAGUUUCAGUCGCCGUCUUGAGAAAAGCUGGAUCCAAACUCCAGGAGUUGGUAAAUGCGAAUCAUGCAAGCGGGAAUAUCGGCGAUGUCAUUGUUACCGAUGGCUGCAAACUAAAGAGCAAACAAGUCUUUCAUGCAGUUGCGCCUCAUUGGGACAGGGGACAAGGCACAGCUGAAAAGCACUUGAGUUGUAUUGUAAAGGACUGCUUGGGCAAGGCAGAGGACAGCGGUCUGACCUCCGUGUCCUUCCCCGCCAUCGGCACUGGAAACCUGGGUUUCCCGAAAGAUCUUGUAGCAUCACUGAUGUUGGAUGAAAUCUUGGCGUUCAGCAGUACCAAACAACCUAAGCACUUGAAGAAGGUUGUGAUCAUCCUUUACCCACAAGAUGCACACACUAUCCAGAGUUUCAUUGAUGUAUUCACAAAGAAGUUCCCAAACGUCUCACUGCCCACGAGUUCCCCACAAAGUCCAGGUCCCUUCUCCAAAGUCGUCUCGAGCUCAGGAAUGCAUGAGAGCAAAAUGGGGAGUGUGACCGUGCAGGUGGUCACGGGAGACAUCACCAAGGAGACGUCUGACGUCAUUGUCAACUCCUCCAAUGAAAGAUUCACUCUUAAGUCCGGAGUAUCCAAAGCCAUUCUGGAUGCAGCGGGUCAGGCUGUGGAGGUGGAAUGCACAAGCCUCAGUGCCCAGGCCAACCCAGGCAUGAUACUAACCCAGCCAGGCAAUCUCAAGUGCAAGAAAAUCCUCCAUGUAGUUGGACAGACGGACCCAGUAAAAAUCCAGAAGGUUGUAAAAGACGCACUGCAAAUGUGUGUGACCAACUCAUACACGUCGGUCUCAUUUCCUGCCAUUGGCACAGGUCGAGGCAACGUACAGGCAAAGCAGGUGGCGGACGCCAUGUUGGAUGCCGUGGUCCAUGUGAUGAGCCAGAACACUAACUGUCCCCUGCAGACAAUUCGGAUAGUUAUUUUCCAGCCGCCCAUGCUGAAAGAAUUCUACAACAGUAUGCACCAAAGGGAAGAUACCGGCCCAAAAGACAAGAGUGGGUUCUGGGGAAACGUCAGCUCCAAACUCAAAUGUAUGUGCAGGAGAAUCAUUUUGUUGCUUGUAUUAUUUCAUCUGUCCUUUGUCCUUUCAGCAUUUAUUACGAGUGCGACAAGUGGUGGCAAGCCACAGAGGCAAGGGGAUUUUGUCAUCGAGGCUCUGAAAGUGGACCCCGCUGCCUUCCACAUCUGCGGCAAGUCGCAGGCCCAAGUGGACUUGGCCAAACAGCGGCUCAGCAACAUGAUAACCCUAGAACAACACAGCCUCUGCAUCCCAGACAACUCCAUCCUCAGUUUCUCCGAUGGGAACCACCAGCGCAUCGUGGACAUCCAGAAGACCAUGGACUUGACGAUAAGGACCGAGAGCAAGAAUGCCCAAGCCUCUUUGACCAUCGACGGGCUCAGCAAGGACGUGCUCAAAGCCAGCAACGAGAUCCAUGCGAUGCUGAGGUCGGCGAGAGAUAAGGAGGAGCUGCAGAAGAAGGCGGAGCAGGCGGCGGGCACAGUGGCGGACUGGCAGUACCAGCAGCAGGGGCUUCAGUUCCAGAGGUUUGAUUUACUGGCCAACUUCCAGCUUGAGCAAGCUUUGGAAAACAAGCAAGCAAGCGUAAAGGUUCGAGUCCUGGGUCAAGACUACACCGUCGCCAUGCCAAAGGGACCUGCCACCAACAACCAGGGGCUCAUCCUCCAGAUAAAGCGCAUUGACAAACUGAAAGACACGCCUGAACACUGGGAUACGAUGCCAGCCAACAGCACAAGUCAGGUCGUCCUCAUCAAUGCUGGGACCGCAGAGCACACCGAAGUCCUCACUCUGUUCCAGGCCACGUGCAAACAAACAGUUAUCAAGAUUGAGAGGAUCCAGAACCCUGUACUGUGGAAGAGCCUACAGAUCAAGAAGUGCGACAUGGAGCAGAGAAACAAUCACGGCAACAACGAGAAACGCCUCUUCCACGGCACCUGUCCCAACACGGUGGCCCACAUCAACGAGCACGGCUUCAACCGGAGCUACGCAGGAAAGAACGCUGCGUGUUUCGGCAACGGCACGUACUUUGCCGUCAACGCCAACUACUCGGCCCAGGACAUCUACUCCAAGCCCAAGCCAAAUGGGGAGAAGUGCAUGUACCUCUGCCGAGUGCUGACGGGGGAUUUCACCGCCGGACAGCGCAACAUGAUCACUCCGCCGACCAAGGGCCCCGGCUCCAUUCAGCUGUACGACAGCGUGGUGGACAAGGUGGCCAACCCCAGCAUGUUCAUCAUCUUCCACGACAGCCAGGCGUGUCCCGAAUACUUGAUUACGUUCAAAUGAAACACAGACAUGCAGCCAAAAAACAACAACAACACCUUCUGCUUGACACUGCUUUUUCUUUUUCUUGAGAUAUUUGGUUUAAACUUCCGAUGAGUGCAAUAAUAUAAUAAUAGUCAUUUCCUGGUUUACAAACAACCUAUAAUGAUCACCAAGGGUCAGUUAUAGAGGUAUUAAUACUCCAUGCAGUGCCUUGAAAUAAUCUCUUAUCAUGCUACGGAGUAAUUAUGCGAGAAGAAAUCAAAGAAUGAAAAUAAAAUGAGAGGUUUCACAUAUGUUUGCCGAUAUGUUGUUGCUCUGAUUUCAAUGUUUGUGUCCCGUGGGACAAUGAAGCAAAGCACCUGGAGCGGCUCCAGGAAAUUAUGAGAUGGUUGUCUUGGCACCUGGGUGUCAAUCAGGUCACCGAUCACUUUUGGUUUUGAAAGGAAAACUGGCCUGCACUAAUAAAAGUUAAUAUAAGCACACUGAUAUGUCGAUUGCUCUCUGUAUUUAAUGCAAAGUAAAUUCCACUUCAAUAUUUGUAUCCAGGGUUUCUCUAUUAAACAAAGUAAAAAUAA